AUGAGCGUUCAAAAAGCAGAUAACAUAAAGGCGGCUAUUCAAUGCAAUGAUGUUCAAACUGCCAUUGGUUUAAUUGAUGAAUUUUUGGCUUCAGGGUUUAACGUAGAUUCACCUUUGCCUUACAAUCCUAAAGGAUUUGAAAAUAAUUGAAGUCUGAUUUUUUGGGCGAGUCUGUGCCAAACUGAUGAAAUUUUAAGAUGCAUUGUGGAAAAACACCGUGGAAAUGUGAACGUAAGAGAUUCAUCUGGGUAUACCCCGCUGUUGCUGUGUGCUUUUCAUGGGAAAUUUCAAUGUGUAAAAUAUCUAGUUGAGCAUGGAGCUGAUAUUAAUGCAAGAAGCAAUUUUGGUGAGUCCUUAGAAGAGCUUGUACUAAGGAAGCCUCAAACUAGUGAUAAAGAUCUGGAACUGAGAGAAUAUGUUCAAAAACUUAUAAGAAAUACUUAA
This is a messenger RNA of Blepharisma stoltei, 444 nucleotides long. NCBI's taxonomy places the organism in Eukaryota, Ciliophora, Heterotrichea, Heterotrichida, Blepharismidae. The record is from the annotation of a GenBank genome assembly.